AAGGGGAGGAGCUCAGAUAUGGGUGGAGCUUAAAUUAAUUUAGAAUGAUGCAGGUAGUUGGGCGGGGUCAAAGACCCAGGAGGUAGAGGUGUGGCCUAGAGAAAAUACAUAACAACGUGCAGGGUUGGGGACACGGCCCAGAAGGUAGGCGUAACCCACCGAGAGGAGGCCAGCUUUGGCUCACCUCAAAGUAGCGGCUGAGCCUGUAGUUAAGAGGCGGAGCUAGAACGGAGAAGAUUAGGAUGUCUGAGGCUGUGUGCUUGAAUGGAUCGACAGGAACUGGAAAAGAAGCAACUGAGGUCCCCGGGCAAGACCCAGAAGUGGAGGGGUCGAACUAAAAAAGAAAGGAUUUAAAGAUUUUGAGGCUGGGGGCGGGACCACGGAAGUGGGCGGAGCUUAGAGGGAGCUAGGCUGGGGACCCGAAACCCAAAGUAGAAAACAUUGAUUCUAGAAUUCGUUUCCCUGCAACACUGUUUACUUCUAUGACUCAGUUUCCUCUUCACUAAAUCGGAGAGGAUGCAAAAUCGUGGUAGCACGUGGUAAGUGCUAAUUUUUUUUAUUAUUUUCCGUGACCCAGAUCCCAACCUUCGCUUUGAAGGUGCAGGAGAGAGGACACCCAGGAGUCCAAUCCCUUCUAGUAACUCGAGUGCAGGUCAAGGACAUAGGAAGGAGAUUUAGGUGGUUUAAAAUCUCACAGUGGAGGGGAUUAAUGGAGUGGUGGCGGGGCGGGGGGGCGAAGGGGGGCGGGUGCAGGGUGGAGGCUUCCUGAUCCCAGGGCUGAAGGAUGGCGGCCUUUGCCCGCCUGCUGGAAUGUCUCCUUUGGUCAGCUCGCAAAGAACAGGAGGCAGAAGAGGAGGAGGAGGAGAGACGGAGGACUCACGACGGGCCUCGGUCGCUCCUGGACGCGCCGCGAUGCUUCCAGCGGCCACACGGGGGUGCGGCCGCGUCUUGGGGACUGCGCUUUGGGGCGAGCGCUGUGCAGGGCUGGCGCGCGCACAUGGAGGACGCGCAUUGCGCUUGGCUCGCUCUGCCCGGGCUACCCCCAGGCUGGGCUUUCUUCGCGGUCCUCGAUGGCCACGGCGGGGCGCGAGCCUCCCUCUUCGGCGCGCGCCACCUGCCUGGCCACGUGUUUGAGGCGCUGGGCACCGCGCCCGACGAGCCCGAGGGAGUGCGCGGGGCGCUGCGUCGAGCCUUCCUGAACGCAGACGCACGCCUGCGUGCGCUCUGGCCUCGUGGCGAGCCGGGGGGCUCCACCGCCGUGGCGUUGCUCGUCUCCCCGCGUUUUCUGUACCUGGCGCACUGUGGUGACUCCCGAGCGAUGCUGAGUCGCUCCGGCGCUGUGGCCUUCAGCACCGAGGACCAUCGGCCUCUCCGGCCUCGGGAACGCGAGCGCAUCCACAACGCGGGAGGCACCAUCCGCCGCCGGCGCCUCGAAGGCUCUCUGGCGGUAUCCCGGGCACUGGGCGACUUUGCUUACAAAGAGGCUCCGGGAAGGCCUCCUGAACUGCAGCUCGUUUCCGCGGAGCCUGAGGUGACCGCCCUGGCUCGCCAGGCUGAGGACGAGUUCAUGCUAUUGGCCUCUGAUGGUGUUUGGGACGCGAUGUCUGGCGCCGCCCUGGCGAGACUGGUGGCAUCGCGCCUCUGCCUGGGCCUGGCCCCGGAACUUCUCUGCGCGCAGCUAUUGGACACGUGUCUCUGCAAGGGCAGCUUGGACAACAUGACCUGCGUCCUGGUCUGCUUCCCCGGGGCCCCCAGGCCUUGUGAGGAGGCAAUCAGGAAGGAGCUAGCGCUGGACGCAGACCUGGGCCGCAGGGUCUCUGAGCUGUAUUCCUCUGCUCAGGAGCCCCCCAGCCUGAACACGGUUUUCAGGACUCUGGCCUCAGAGGACAUCCCAGAUUUACCUCCUGGGGGAGGGCUCUACUGCAAGGUCGCUGUCAUUGCUGAAGCUUAUUCUCGGCUCUGCCAGGCCUCAGGGGGGCGCUGGCAGAAGGGCCCAAAUGGGGCCAGAAAACCCACUGGCACCCAUUCAAACUCUUUCUUGGACUUGGAGGCCUGACAGCUGUUGCCCUCUGGGGACCCUCUGCCACUUGGGGCCUCAAGGUCACUAAGGAAGAAAACUCCCCUUCCCCAGCUACACAGAUCGGCGGAAGGAAGACAAACCGAUGGAGGAACCCCAGAAUGUUUAUUUCCCCUUCUCCUACUUCCCUCUCACAGAAAGUCUCAUGAGAGGGGAAAUUCCACUCACCAUCUGAAAACAAAAAACAAAAAUCAAACCACCCCAAA
Molecule: messenger RNA, 2283 nt
Organism: Leopardus geoffroyi (Geoffroy's cat)
Lineage: Eukaryota; Metazoa; Chordata; Mammalia; Carnivora; Felidae
Gene: PPM1N
Product: protein phosphatase, Mg2+/Mn2+ dependent 1N (putative)
Exons: 5
Coding region: 785-2056 (423 amino acids)
Biological process (GO): protein dephosphorylation
Molecular function (GO): magnesium ion binding; manganese ion binding; protein serine/threonine phosphatase activity
Source: RefSeq, a predicted model, not a curated record